This is a messenger RNA of Cryptomeria japonica (Japanese cedar), 1112 nucleotides long. Its product is annotated as acid phosphatase 1. The record is from RefSeq and is a predicted model, not a curated record. The transcript is spliced from 3 exons. Bases 148 to 948 code for a protein of 266 amino acids. NCBI's taxonomy places the organism in Eukaryota, Viridiplantae, Streptophyta, Pinopsida, Cupressales, Cupressaceae. Gene Ontology annotation, molecular function: acid phosphatase activity.
GACAAACAUCGCAACCUUGCAAAAAACGUGGGACAUUUGUUGAGCUCUGAUGAGACAGAGCUGACGUUCACGUUAACCAAUCAAUAAACUAGAGGCCGACGCAUACCCAACAUUACUGAUUUUUCUCUCUCCACUAAUCAAUUGAUCAUGGCUCGCAUUCUGCAAAACUUGGCCCUCAGCUUCCUCCUAUUGUGUUAUCUGCAAUCCAUAUCAGCCCAAAACUCUGAAGGAUCCAUAGACUGGGUCUCUGAGGAAUCCACAGCCCAGCAAUCAUGGCAGCUCAAGCCCAGACAACAUAGUCGAUAUUGCGAGGCUUGGAGAUUUGGAGUUGAAACCAACAAUGUGCGCAGUUGGAAAAAGAUUCCUUCGGAAUGCGUGGAAGUCGUGGCGAAUUACAUGAUGGGUAGUCAAUAUGCCCUUGAUUGUAGUAUUGUGGCCAAUGAAUCCAUAGCCUAUGCAAGCUCUCUUAAUCUGUCAAACGAUGGGAAAGACGCUUGGGUUUUCGAUGUGGAUGAGACACUGCUCAGCAAUUUGCCCUAUUACCAGGACGUUCAAUUUGGAGCACUGGAUUUCGAUGAGAAUUCUUUUGAUAACUGGGUCGUUGAGGCAGCGGCUCCAGCAUUGAGUUCGAGUCACAGGGUAUAUACCCAUUUGCUUCAAUUGGGGGUCAAAGUGUUUGUAUUGACUGGUAGAGAUGAAACCCAGAGAAAUGCCACUGCGAAAAAUCUGAUCCAGGCUGGCUACCAUACAUGGGAGGAGCUUUAUUUGAGGGGCCCAAACGAUCAUGGGACGAGUGCUGUCGUUUAUAAAUCAGACAGGAGAUCUAAAAUUGAGCAGGCUGGUUUUCAGAUCCGAGGAAGCUCUGGUGAUCAAUGGAGUGAUUUGAUUGGAUAUUCUGUUGGGGAUAGGACCUUCAAGCUUCCGAAUCCCAUGUAUUAUAUCGCCUAAUUUCAGUGCCUUACUUUGUUGACUUUGGCAACUAAAAAUUAUUCUGGAAAUAUGCAGUUGACUAAUCAAACAUCUUCAUAUUAUUGUCUUAAGGAUUUUAAUAUUGGCAACAAAGAAUUCGCUAACAUCUGUUAUAGUCUUUUUAAGAGAACCAUUUAUUUUUA